Molecule: messenger RNA, 3145 nt
Organism: Nicotiana tabacum (common tobacco)
Lineage: Eukaryota; Viridiplantae; Streptophyta; Magnoliopsida; Solanales; Solanaceae
Source: RefSeq, a predicted model, not a curated record
GGUAAUUCAAGUUUAAAUUACGGUUUCCUCUUUCAGCGUUAUGUGUUCGAGACCUUUAGUGAAAUGGGCCUCCAACUUCCUUCAACAAGUGGAACUAUAAUAUUAUUUUCAUCAUCAUAAUAUUUUAGAAGAUGGAGAUAGUUGAGUCCAUUCUGAACCUUCCCGUGCAAGAUCCACCUGGUGAAGACUUCUCAGCAUCUGAUUUGAGUUGGACCAAGGUCGGAAAUGUAGAACGUUAUGAUGAUGUUGCCCUUAUUCUUUAUGAUCGAGUUGAUGCAUUUAUCAUUGGAGAGUGUUGUAACGUGGAAUUCCCAACAAGGUUUCACAUUGAGAGGGGAAGGAAAAGAAGCAGAGGCAGCUUAAAGGAUUAUAAGCAUGAUGACUAUUUGGAGUACAGGCUGUAUUGGUGUUCCUUCGGCCCUGAAAAUUAUGGAGAAGGUGGCGAUAUUUUACCAAGCCGACGAUAUCGGCUUAACACUCGAAACCGAGCUGCUAGACCCCAGUCCAUGAGGGGCUGCACUUGCCAUUUCAUAGUGAAGCGCUUGUAUAACCGUCCAUCUCUUGCACUUAUUAUAUAUAACAACAGGCGUCAUGUUAACAAGUCCGGUUCUUUAUGCCAUGGGCCGCUUGAUAGAGAUGCUAUUGGCCCUGGUGCAAAAAAGAUUCCAUAUGUUUGCAAUGAGAUUCAACAACAAACUAUGUCUAUGAUCUAUCUUGGCAUCCCUGAGAAGAAUGUUUUAGAAAAACAUAUUGAGGGUAUUCAACGUUAUUGUGGUUCUGAUGCGAAAGUGAAUAGCCUUGCUGCUCAGUAUGUCCACAAACUUGGCAUGAUUAUCAAAAGAUCUACUCAUGAAUUGGAUCUAGAUGAUCAAGCUAGCAUAAGAUUGUGGGUCGAGCGGAAUAAGAAAUCUAUUUUCUUUUAUCAGGAUACAUCGGAACAUGAUCCAUUCAUCUUAGGUAUCCAAACUGACUGGCAGUUACAACAAAUGAUUCGUUUUGGACAUCGUAGUCUAAUAGCAGUUGAUUCAACAUUUGGUAUAAAGAAACUAAAGUAUCCUUUGUGCACACUUCUUGUGUUUGAUUCAAGACAGCAUGCCCUUCCUGUUGCUUGGGUCGUCACCCGCACAAUUGCCAAGCCUGACGUGAGUAAAUGGAUGAAAGCUCUUCAUGAUCGUGUCCGUGCUGUCGAUCCAACAUGGAAGGUCAAUGGUGUCCUAAUCGACGAUGCUGCAGCAGAAAUUGACCCCAUAAGGGAGAUAUUUUCAUGUCCAGUUCUAUUUUCACUUUGGCGUAUUCGUAGAUCGUGGUUGCGAAAUAUCAUCAAGAAAUGUAGUAAUGUUGAAGUUCAAAGAGAGAUAUUUAAGCGUCUAGGUGAAACAGUGUACAGCAUUUGGGAUGGAAGUGAUCCUUUUGUUGCUUUAGAAGAACUUUCUCAAGAUUUUGUUGAUCAAACGGCCUUCUUGCAAUAUUUCAAAGCCACUUGGGUGCCUAAAUUUGAAAUGUGGCUUACUACAAUGAGAACGUUACCUCUUGCGAGCCAGGAAGCAUCUGGUGCAAUAGAAGCAUAUCAUGUCAAGUUGAAAGUCAGACUAUAUGAUGAUUCACAUCUUGGGGCACUCCAGAGAGUUGAUUGGUUAGUUCACAAAUUGACAACUGAGUUACACUCCAGUUACUGGCUUGACCGAUAUGCAGAUGAAAGUGAUUCUUUCCAAAAUGUGAAGGAGGAGUAUAUUGCUACCACAUCCUGGCAUCGAGCUCUGCAAAUUCCUGAUGAUUCUGUGACCUUGGAUAACAAGGAUAACUCCUUCGCAAAAGUUUUGAGCCAGAAAGACAACAGUAAAACACACCUAGUUUGGAAUCCUGGAUCAGAAUUUGCCCAUUGUGAUUGUGAAUGGUCAAUGCAAGGAAAUAUGUGCAAGCAUAUUAUUAAAGUCAAUAUGAUAAGUGGGAAACUUCAAUCAUGUCGACCUUCUAUGUCAUUUCAAUCAUUUAAUGAGGUUCUAGUGAGUCUAACGAGAAAACCGGUGGAUGAUUCAAUGGCACUGGAUCUGUCAACAGCAUGGACACACCAGAUGCUUGAUCAAAUUCGGAAGCUAGUUGAGCUAAACCAGUCUCAUGAUAUUGGCACCAUAGUAAAUAAUAUGCCUGUGAGAUGGGUCGCUAAAAAGGGCAGAACAUCUGUUGGCAGACCAUCAGCUAUUGCUCUCCCCUCCAGCGCCAACAACAGUUUAAUUUGUUCAACUGCUAAAAAGAAUCGAAAGAGGAAGAGAUUAUCAAGAUUACGAUGAUCUCUUGUGGAGGACAGAAAUAUCUCUGCGGGAACUAUGCAUUGGUGCUGUUCUUGGUCCACCAUGCAGCUAUCAGCCCUAGCUGCUUCAUUUGGCUGACCAGACGGAAAGAAAUACAUCGUUGAUUCAUUAUGUUCAGAGGCUGCUCUAACUUUCCGCUCUCUUCAGCUGGUGCUCAACAAUCACUAGAUGCAUUUGAUGCUUGGAUUUUUUAUAGCCGAGCGAGUUCCAUGAAAAGUCCAGAUACUGUUCACGGGGUACUGAAUUAUCCUUGUUGGGAACAAAUGGAGCAGUCACACAAGAAGCAUCAAUAGACUCGAAGCAUAUACGGUACCAAUCAGAAACUGCCAGGAUUCUCUCCUUUUUGUCUUUGGAUGUCCUUGUAUGCCUUUUAUUUACAAUUCAAGCAUACAAACUGACCGCUAGAAUAAUUUUUUCAUGAUACAAUGUACAUAAGUUGUAUAUGGAUUUUUCCAUGAUUCAGUUGAGGAAACAGCAGGUCUAAUUAGGUGAGCACAUUGAUUUAGACAACUUUUUCUUGGUUUUAUCAAUUUCCUGUCUGGAUUGAUUGUCUGUAAGCAGCCUCUUGUAGAAAUGUAUGGUAAGACUGCGUACAGUAGACCCUGGUGGUCCGGUCUUCCCCUAACCCUGCGCAUAGCGAGAGCUUAGUGCACCUGACUGGCCUUUUAUUGGAUUGUCUAUAAGUGGAAAGUCAUGAAGCUUUUGUUUGGUAAUAUAGAUGAGUAUGCUAGCAGUACAAUUGCAUCGAGGAUUGUAUAAUGUAAUGACAUAGCUGUGUCGCUAUCGUCUGCCAGUGGAGUCUAUUAAUUUGAGAAGAAAGCAGUUGGCAACUUUCA